AUGGAAGCUGAAUUGCGAGCAUGGGUGAAAGAGCGUGGUGUAAUCAGGGCUGCGCUCACGCGUUUUAGAAAUUUCUUUAGAGACUCUGCGAACAACACUGCGGUAGGUUCAGUAAAAAAGAGAUGGCAGGCGAAUGUUCAAUUGUAUGAUAGUUUUAAUAAGGUUCAAACUAAAAUAGAGAUGGCUGUAAUCGGAUCAGACGCCGAAGCCGUCCACGCGUCGGAACGGGAGUUGUUUGAAACGACGUAUUUUGACCUCAUUAAUGAAGUAGAAACGCACAUUGAGAAACUCAAUACGAGUAAUCAACGCGGAACUUCGGUUAGUCCUGCAUCCACCAGUCAUAGCAUAGUUAAUAUUAAGCUACCAACAAUGCAGCUACCUUCAUUCGAUGGCAAUUAUAGUGAUUGGCUAAAAUUCAGGGACACAUUCACGGCUGUAAUUCACGAAAAUGAAUCUUUGUGCGAUGUCCAACGAUUUCAUUAUUUGAACUUGUCGCUUAAGGGAGCCGCGGCACGCAUCAUUCAAUCACUCGGCGUAUCAGAAGCAAAUUAUAGAUUAGCAUGGGAGCUGUUAAUGUCGCGAUAUGAGAAUGCGACAGACCUUAAACGACACCAUUUAAAUUCUCUAAUAGAUUUGAAGUCGAUUCAGAAACAAUCAGAAGGGAUGUUACGUGAAUUCAUAGACGAUGCUAUUAGUCAUCGAAAUGCACUAAAAUCAUUAGGCGAACCAGUAGACAGUUCGGAGACUUUCAUAGUACCUUUAUUGGCUAGGAAAUUAGAUACGAUCUCCAUCAGGGAGUGGGAAAAGAAGAUCUCAUCUCAUUCUCAAAUGCCUUCAUUUGCAAAAUUCUCAGAAUUCUUCGAAGAACGGUCGAAAUAUUUAUGCCACGUCGCGAUUAACACUCAGGUACCGGUACAAAGGGUACAUCAGCGACCUCGAAUGCCAGGUAGUCAACGGGUAAACGCAGUCACUUCACAUGUCGUUCAUACAAAUUCAUGUCCUGUCUGCAAGGGGACUCACGCGAUUUAUCAAUGCGACAAAUUUAAAACUUUAGAUGCAAAUGGGAAAACAAUGGCCGUUCAAGAGUCUCCGAUUUGUUACAAUUGCUUGCAAUCCGGGCACCGUGUCAAGGCAUGCACGCGUUCCUUGUGCAAAAUUUGUAAUAGAAAACAACACUCGUUAUUGCACCACGACGAUAUUCAUUCCGUGAAACCCGCGAAUUCAAACGGUGUCGUGACUACGGAAUUCGACCCUAAGGAGACACAACCUCUUGUCGCACACGUAGUUAGGAACUCAGGAACCUGCACGAUGCUAUCAAUCGCAAUUGUGUACAUUAAAGACCACAAGGGCCACGCUCAUGAAUGUAGGGUGUUAUUAGAUUCAGGUUCUUAA
Osmia bicornis bicornis is the source of this 1392-nucleotide messenger RNA. RefSeq lists its product as uncharacterized. Lineage: Eukaryota; Metazoa; Arthropoda; Insecta; Hymenoptera; Megachilidae. The coding region runs from base 1 to 1392 and encodes 463 amino acids. The record is from RefSeq and is a predicted model, not a curated record. Gene Ontology annotation, molecular function: nucleic acid binding; zinc ion binding. The transcript has a single exon.